GUGAAUUUCCCUCUAGGCACGCACUGAUACUGGAUGCCAGUGCUGGUAGAGAGAAAGCUGUGAUCAGAUUUGUAGCACACGUAUCGCUGUCAUUAGAGUCCGCGCCCUGAGCUUUCCUAAUUUUCAGCGGCAGUGGAAACCAGAGCUCCAUCUUUAAAGAUGCAUGAGACGUCUUGAGCAGCAGAGAGUAGAGGUGGAAGCUCAGCCAGAGAAAGUGUUUCUCUGGCAGUGACAGUGAAACAAGCGAGGGGCGCGGCUCAUGCACAUCACAGGAGAGUUUGUCAGUGGCAGUGAGGGGUCCCCAAGUUGAGGCAGAGUACAGAGUCAGGACUGUGUGUGUGUGUGUGUGUGUGUGGGGCAGGUUGAGGGGCCUCCGCCUGCUGAAUGAACCCUGUUAGCAUUGGGCAGUACCAGGGGCUACGGGUGGGCUCAGCCCUGCUCGGCAUUGUGGCAGGCUGCAUCAUCAUUGGGGUGUCCAGGGAGUGUGAUGCUGAUGCUGUGGGAGGCAUCUUCCUGGGAGCAGGGGGCCUCGGCCUGCUCAUAUCGAUAUACCCCUUCGUAAAAGCCUGGCUGAACAUCAACCAUAUUCUCCCAUCCUUUGGAAACUUCAGAGUUCAUCCCACGGCUGCCAAUCCUGCUCCGGAACAACCGAUAGAAACUCUCAGACGAGAAGGGACUCAGAGUCAACUAAAUCUGGAACGUGGUAAGAGUCGUAUGGGAACCUUUGUGGAGGGCGGACCAAUGGCCGAGACCAGCCCAGAAGAGGGGACGUCUUCAGAGAUGCCAGACGUCUUGUCUCGGCGGAAACAGAAACAAUCCCCCUCUGAUGGAGACCUGCCUUGAUGUCAUCACAUGAUCUCACUGACCUUUAUUAUUCUGCUUCCCUGUUCAUCUUCUUCAUUUCUUCCAAGUGUAAUACAAGAAAUGUUGAGCAAAUAUUUUGGAUUCAUUGUUUUUCCAUAGAAUUGUCGCAUCAACUGUCCUGUUUGUUAAGAUCACCUCAUGGUAUUGUCCUGACGUGGUCUGAUAAACAUAUUAAAGAGUAGAAAGUGA
Molecule: messenger RNA, 1053 nt
Organism: Hippoglossus stenolepis (Pacific halibut)
Lineage: Eukaryota; Metazoa; Chordata; Actinopteri; Pleuronectiformes; Pleuronectidae
Gene: kncn
Product: kinocilin
Exons: 5
Coding region: 385-843 (152 amino acids)
Source: RefSeq, a predicted model, not a curated record